GCAUUUUCUUUAUGCUCUGCAUCAUGUGUUGGAGAGAAAUGGAGACUGAAACAUAAAUUGCCAAAGAACCCAACUUCUUAUGGUCCAUAUGUUGAUCUCGCGGACUGGUCCUUUGCUGAUGGUAGGCCUGGAGCACUGUGGAGAAACCAAAGGAAUCGAAUUCUUCAACAGAAGCAGGUAGCUGAAGAAAUUUACAGACACAUGGAGGAAAUUGAUUUUGCUGUUGCCCGUCAUCAGAAGCUACAGUAUGAGGCAGAAGAAGCACAUCAACAAAAAGUGGAGCAAAAGUUGAAGCCCAAGGGAGAACUCCAGAAGAAAGUUUCCAGUUCUGUGGCUAUAGCCAAUAGGACUCUGGAGCAACCAGACCACUCAGACUUCAUUACUUUGUGUCAGAAUCUCAAUAUGGGCCAGUAUUUGUGUCUGGAUUUGAGUAUUGAUCCUGACACCCAGCAGCCCAGAGGUUGCACUAAGGAAAAUGUGGCACUUGUGAACUGCACAGCAGCAGAAGGCAUCUUAUGCACUGAAACUAACAGCAGUGUCUUCAAGAGACCCAUCCCAUGCAAGUGGACCAAUGGUCACUCAUUUGAGACUGCUUUGCUCCUGUCAGUGUUCUUGGGGAUGUUUGGUGUGGAUAGAUUUUAUUUGGGAUAUCCAGCCAUUGGAAUCCUGAAAUUUUGCACACUGGGUUUCAUGUUCCUGGGUCAACUCAUUGACAUAAUUCUAAUUGCUACUCAGGUGCUACGACCCUCUGAUGGGUCUCAUUAUGUCAUUAAUUACUUUGGUCCUCAACUUGAAAUUUUAUCAUCCAACAACAUGACUUACAAAUUGCCACAAGGUGAUUGGUAA
Molecule: messenger RNA, 846 nt
Organism: Darwinula stevensoni
Lineage: Eukaryota; Metazoa; Arthropoda; Ostracoda; Podocopida; Darwinulidae
Source: the annotation of a GenBank genome assembly